UGGUGAGAGCGGAAGUAGUGAUUCCGUGAAUCUUCCCCGGGGCGCUCCAUUUCCGUGAGGAGUAACCUACGCAUCGUCCGGACGGACCGCGAGCAGCCCACGGGAUUCACGCGCAAAUCGCGAUCGGACGAGGAACGGAUUUUACGCACGAGAGUCGUGAAAAUCGUGAACGUGACGCGGUACAGCCGCGGGAUCCGCCGACGAGUGGCGCGUCUGUGAGAACGCGCGUUCCCCUUGGCGUGCGUGACGUAAUUGUAUUGAUCCGCGGCGGUGGAAGGACCCGAGAGAGUCGCGCAUUCGCCAUCUUGGACGAAUUGGUAGAAAAGAAGUUUCCGUGCGUCCCCGUAGGCGCGGUGCCUGCCGUCGUAAAGGGUGCAAUCCGUGGCGAUCCGCGCGUUAAUCUAGUUUCACUGGGAGUUAACCCUGUUGUGAAUUGGUAACCCAUUUGGACGGACCAAGACAAAGGGUUCGUUCUUUGGGUCUGAUUGGUACUAAAUGGUUGCGUGCAGACAGCAUGUCUACUCUGUCAGGGAUUGUGUCGAAGGGGGAGAAAGGAAAAUCCAAGUUUCAAUCAUUAGAUAUCAAUAGCUUGUACCGGGUGAGUAGGGGUGAAUGUUUGGAGCCGCAUCAACAAAAAAAUACAUUACCGCGCAAACAUGGAAUGCAAAGUCUUGGAAAGGUGCCUUCGGCACGGCGUCCUCCAGCUAAUUUGCCCAGUUUAAAAAGCGAAACUAGCAGCAGUGACCCGGCUGUCAGUCUUGUGCCAAGUGGAGGAAGUGGUUGGGCUACUACUAAGGAUUCAACAUCAUCGACCACUACUACUACCACCACAGUAGCAACUUCAUUAGAUAACACUACUACUGUCUCUUCAACAGCACAAUGCGCAGCAGGGACCACUGUUUCAACAUCCCUACAUUCUUUACUGCCGACACAACAAAAUGUGUCACAAGCUCCUUUUUUGGAUCAGGCAAACAACAAAUCAUCAUGGAGUGCGAUUAUGAGCAGAACAGGAGACGGUACGCCCAUUGUGGCAGCAGUGGUUGGUUACGCGGGGCUCGUGGGGGGCGCGAAAGGGGGAAGAGGUGCCCUUGGACUGAGUUUCCUCGCCCACCAGUCCCCGCAGUUCCAACACGAGUUUCCCAGUCUCAGUGGACAGCCGUCCGCCUCCGUCUCCACUCAGAGCCAGACUCAACAGUCCUCAACAACAUCCAAUGCAAUCUCAGUCGCAGUCCAACACUCGUUACUACAGCAACAGCCGUAUUCCCACAACCAUUCAGGUGGAGCGCCGGGAAACCAACAGCAAUUGAAUCGAGAGUUAAAUGCGCAAUAUGGUCCAGGGCCGAGCUUGCGUCCACAGACCGAAGGAAGUUGGAUUCAAGGCGGAAGUCGUACGGCAGGUGGCGCAGUACCAGUAACAUCAGCUGGUCCCGGAAAUGGGAAUACUCCGGCGGGCCAGGCCCUCCCUUUAAAUAUACCUGUUUCAGGAGGGCAUACCCAGGAGGGACCCGGUGGAGGGCGGCAGAACUUGGGCCAAUCGCCCAACAUGGGCGCGGGCCCGGGAGGCCAGCAUAAUUCCGUAAACAAUCAAGGUCCUGCACCUUCUUCCGGUUCUCAUCAGGUUGGGCCAAAUCUGCAUCAUUAUCGGGGACUUAUCCCGCCAUUUAUGUAUAGAUCAAAUUUUCCUGGUGGAUUUUCUUCGCAAUUUGCACCAAAUGCUGGACCCAACAGCCCCCGACCUAGAUUUAAUCAUCCCUUGGAUCGAUUCCCACCUCCUCAACGUGAGCGCGUAGCUGAAGAAGAAAUUCUGACUAGACCCAUUAUCAAGGAGGAAGAUCUUACUCGUAUGGAUGAUAUUUCCCGUGACGCAGGAUGGGCUGCGCACGAUGAUAUUGAUUAUAACCAAAAAUUGGCCUUUAGCGACGACGAAGGUGAAUCAGAACAAUCGAAAAGUGACGAAAAGAAAGAUGCCAAGGAGAAAAAAGGCGAUGAUAAUGCCACGGAGGAGAAGGAGAAAUCUCGAGAUAAUCGAGACUCGAAGGAGCUCCGUGAUCCGCCACAUCGUUCUUGGACUCAACCUAUGAAUCGCGAUUAUCGUGGCUCGAAUGGUGCAAGUGGCUACGCCAAUCAAUCGCAAUUGCACUCUGUACACUCUUUAAGAGGUGUUGAGGACGAUGAGACAUGGAACGAACGUCGUAGAAUCAAGGUUGAAGUUGCAUCCGUUGUGGAGCGUGCGCGAUUGCGCAAGGAAGAAGAGGAGAAACGUUUCCAAGAAUCAACGAAACAAGCAGCGGCUAAGAAAUUGCAAGACUUGGAGCAAAAGAUGAAGGAAAAGCAGGCGAAACAUAAGGAUGAGGAACGUACGCAGUCUGGCGAAUCCAAGAGCUUGAUUAGCGUACCACCUGUACCUCUUCCUAUACCCGAAUGGGAGAGAGAGAAGGAGAAUAGAGAGCGAGAAAGUAGAGAACGAUCUCGUACCUCGUCUGAAGGAAAAGAUGAGAAAAUGAAUGCAACAAUAUGUAUACGCGAUGUUCGUGACAAUUUAAGAGAGAGCAGAGAUCAAGGACUGACGGAUUUUCGUCAGAGCGAUCGGCAAAAUUUUUUACGACAAGACACGGUGCGUAGCGAGCGUGAAAGGGAACGCGAUCGCGAUCGUGAACAAAGGGACUCGAGAGAUCGCGAGCAACCGGCGUUCUCCCGACACUUUCAGAAUAAUUUGCCGCCCAGGUUUCAAAAGCAACAGGCCGAGAGAAGUAGUGCGAAUUUCAACCGAAUUUCACCGAAUGCGGAAAGACCUGCUUCCCAGUCUGUUCCAUUCUCUCAACAAUACGAUCCCGGUAGAUGGCUUCACAAUUACAACUCAUUGAUAGAUAGCAGUAUGAAGCAACCUAUGCCAUCACAACGUCGUAAUAGAACCGAUUCGGACGCAUCGGCACCAUUGGACGAUGAACGACCUCCAUCUCGAGAUCAUCGUAGUGGCGCACCGCCGCCAAGAGAAGAUCGUUAUCGACAUUCUUCGCAUCGGUCAUACGAUAGCCGCAAACCAGGUGGCUAUUACGACGAGUACAGCCGUAAUUUCAGAGACUACGAGUACGAUGACAGGCAUCCUCGUGAUUCUUGGGAACGUGAGAGACAUUUUGAUGAUAAAGAACGAGAUUCAAAAGAGAGUUUGGACUCGAGAGAUAAUCGAGAUGUCCGUGACAACCGAGACAGUCGCGAUGUCAAAGAUUCUCGUUCUACUAGCCGUGAUACUCGGGAUGUGAGAGAUACGCGUGACAAAGACAAGAAGGAAUACGAUAAUUAUUCAAAGGAUUCUUUUGAUGAGCGAGAACGCGACCAAAGGGAACGCUCUGAGAACCCAGAAUGGCGUGAAGAACGCAACGUGGGACAAGACAGACAGCUUGAAAAUCGUCGCGACGCGCCGAAGGAAGAACGCAACGAACGUCCACAAAGACCCGACUCACGUGACAGUCGCACCUCCAGAGAAUCGAAAACAUCUUUGCGCGAUGACGAAUUGCACAAAUUACGGGAUUGCAGUUCUUGGGUAAACGAAGUGUCAGAUUAUGAGGAGAAGAAACGAGAUUUGUACCACGAAGAGACUAGGGAAAGAGAAAGAGAUAGAAGGCAACCGCCUGGUCCAGUUACUAAAGAGAAAAUCGAAGCAGACGAAUUGAAGAACGAGAAGCGCAGUCUGACUCAGCUGAAGAGAGGUAGUUCUGAUCUUCAAGAGAAGAAAGAACAGCCAAAGGAAAGUGGCGCCGACACGAAAAAGGAUACAGAUGUAUGGAAUAGAAAAACGGAACGUACUCCGGAAAGCAGACAGAUCGAUAGAGGUGAUAAUUCGCCGAAAGCAUGGGCUGACGCGAUAUCACCGACUUUUGAGAAAGAGGAAGAGAAGAUAGCAGAAGCCGUCAAAGAUGGCAAGGAAAGCGAUGAAAUUAAACAGAGCUUGUUGGAUAAGCCUGUUUCAGAAAAAAGAGAAGAAGUCAUUGCCGAGGAUGGCAAAGAGCAAGCUAAGGAUGAGAAGAGAGAAAAGAGUACUCGUAACAGAACGAGCAGUAGUGGCUCCAGUUCUAGAAUUCGGGAAGCUCGGGGUGGACGUCAAUGGGGAGGUACCUACAGCGUUUACACUCGUGGUUGGCGUGGCCCGGAAUCUAGAGGACGAAGAGGCGGACCACGACCUACUGGCAAAUCCGGGAUGUCCGCCAAAAGCGGUUCAUAUGGGCACACCGAUUCCGAGAACAGCGCUGACGAGAUAUCAGGCUCUACUGAAUCUGGAAAGGAGGAUAAGCGAUCGACUCGCUCCCCAAAACCGUCUCAGAAAGUUGAGAAGGAGGAGCGCAAUCGUGAAGUGUCAAGACGAGAGGAUAAGCGUGGUACCGAGUACUCUCAGACGCGCAGCGAGAAAAGAACGUAUGACGGUAAGCCCAGUCAUGAGGCUUUCGCGCCAUCAGGCGAACCGUCUCGUCGCGGCAGAGGCGGUUUUCGUAUCCGAAAUAGCCCAGCCACGGGCAGUCGUAUGGAAGGUUACGGACCGCCGUCUAGUAAAAGUCCGUUUUCGUCGGAACGUAAUACGGACGAGAAACAUCAACAAAUUGCCGGACGGCAAAAUUUACCAACUCCGACUUCAGAGAAAGAUGCGAGUCUCCUGCAAUCCGCGCCAGUUGAGUCUACUGACGAUAAGAUAAUUGCAAAACAACAGGCCCUUACAGCGGGUAUCACGGGUAGACGUAAUAAGUCUCCGAGUCAGCAAGCUCAACAGUCCGGUAACAAGCAAGAAGCGAGCCAUAAUCAAGUCGCCAACGUCCCAUCCCAGAAAGCACAAAUGCGAAAGGAAGAAUCCCGUUCCAAGAGAACUCGUAGUGGAAGUAGGAGGGGAAGGGAUAACCGCGAAGCUCGUUCACGCGGCAGCAGUGGCAAUGUAUCGAAACAGCCGCAAUCGGAUGUAGGUAACGAAGAUUGGGAAACUACAUCGGAGAACAGCGAGGAGCAUAUAGAGGAUCACAAAGAGUCUCGUAAUACCCGCAACAAGCAUUUUGGUGGACGAGCCAUUCAAUUGGCGAGCCAAAAUGCCAUCGGCGCUAAUGUGCAUUCCCGUAGAAACGAACAAUUGGUAAAUACUAGAGAACAACGUGAGAAAAAUCCCAAGUCUUCCAAUCCGGCGUCGCGAGCCCCGGGAGCAGAAAAACGAAAUCUGCAGAAUGCUGGAUUUAGCGCUCAAAAGAAUCACCCCGAUGGUAUACCGCCUCUGAUGCAAAAUGCGCAAAUACAGAAUGGAAGGUCGAGAAGUCAGAGCUCGACUAACAGCGGCGUGGUCGCAAAUAAAUCGAAUAAAGAUAGCAUGAUUAAUCGCAUUGACGAGAUAAAGUUGAGCGAUCCAAAUCUUGUGAAUCAAGCACUGAACGACCUUAAUAAGAAGUCCCAGACGAAAGAUAAGAAACUGGUGGAUUCGGAAAUCGAAACAAAUAGUUGUACCGAGGACGCUACAAGUGUUGCAGCGGAAGAUAAGGUAGAUGCUGAUGGUUUCCAAGAGGUGCGUUCGAAGAAAAAUGUAAAAGAAUCCCGACAUAAUCAGAAGGAGGAAGUAAAACCCAUUAAAAGAGACAAAGAGAAGGAACGUGAACGCGAUCGUUCGAAAUCGAAGUCGAAUGGAUCGCAGCAGGUUCUACAACAAGUGCAGAAUAUACCGCCUCUACUUGGUCAGAAUAUCCCACAACCGGCAAACAUACCGCAGAAGCAAUACGACAAUCGAAAUUCUCGAAAUCCAAGACUUGCACCACGGUUCCAACGUCUUGUGAAGCAGCAACAGCAGCAAAUGACCGAUGUGAGCGAUAUGAGCAAGCUGAAUAGCUCUGGUAACAAUUACGCUAAAGACUCUAACAGUCCCGCUCCUCCGCCAACGGUUAACGCUUGGGACAAACCUUUCACAAGCCAAUUGCGUUCGAAUUCUCCGUCUGCGGUCCCCACAGACAUUCAAUUAAUGUCAGGUUUAACAGCUCAAAAUGAUCACAGCCAUGAAGGUAAUGAGGCUAACUCGGGACACAGCAGCCAACGAAAUUCACCGAGUGGAGAGAAAACGGGGAAGAAUCUGAAGGAAACUCUAACGGAUAAGAAUGUAUCCGAUGUAUCUUCGCCUCCCGUACAGACCUUAAUCUUUGAAAAUACAAAUUAUUCAAAGACGACCAAAACGUCCGGAUCAACCGAUCUGGCGGUGAAAUCCAAGUUUUCAAAUCACAUUAAGCAACAGCGCGCCGAGAAGCGUGCGGAAAUAGAAGAGGAAGGCAACCAAGUCCAACAGCAUCAACAACCGGCGCUCUCCGUUGCAUUUUCCAAUAAACCAAACGACUUGAUCAAGGACAAGAAUCAAGAACCUAUCCAAAUGCCUUUGUCGUUUAAUAAGAACGAAGACAAUGCCGACAUGAAAUUGGACUUUACUUUUGACUCCGAUCUUUCGCAAUUGACGGAUGAUAAGAGCAAGAGUUUAGGCAUGGCACGCUCCAUGCACAUGGCUGGUGGACAAAGCACGAUAUCACCGUCGACCGCGGAGCUCAACCUUAAAAUCGCGUCCGUAAAGAAAGUCUGGGAGAAUGCGACACCAAUGCCAACCGUGGUCGAGCACGAGGAUGGCACCAGCGUCGUCAGUAGCGCGACCAGCUUCCCGCAGGCGUUUGAAAGCGGCGACGUCGAUGACAGUUACAGCCCUCACCAACAAUACAAUCAGAGCAAUAUAAAAAAUGAAAUCACAACAUCUACAAACGUAUGCAAGCUGGUUCCCCCGCAGGUGAAGCCGCAGCAACAGUCUUCGGGGAGCAGUGGUACGCAACCAGGAUCUACUGUACCUGGACCAAGUCCCAUCGGAGCUGGUCAAAGUCCAAUUGGCCAUCCUCCUGUUAGUCUCCAAGGUCCCCUAAGUCCACCUCCAUUUAAUUCUACAGGACAGCCCUCACAUAUUAACUAUCAGGAAUUUCCACAGUAUCCUGGUUCACAGGCGGCGCAAUAUGGUGGCAUGUCAGCUAUACCGUCACCACCGGCGGUAUUAUUUAACACUGGCUCGGGACAAUUGCCAGCCCAAGCGGGCGGUUUAUACGGAGCGUUCCAGUUAGAUCAAAGCCGAUCACCGUUUACACAGUACGCGCCAUACGCUCCGUCCCUUCAGAGCUCGUUCAGCCAACAAAAUGUAUAUUUGCAGCAACCACCACCGCCACCACCUCACGCGCCAAAUGCUCCCACACCAGAAAUGUACCAGAACAACUUAUCCCAAUACCGCAUUACCGCAGCAGCUGGUCCGCCAUUUGGACAGAAUCAGCAACUCAGUAAUAAUCCUAAUACGGUACUAAUCAGUUCGUCAUCAAAUUCUCUAAUGUCGGCAAGCGUUAAACCGUCGUCUCAACCAAUUGGAGCAAUCGGAACUAAAGCUCCGCAUUUCCAGACCCCAUCUGCUCCCCAACCCAAUCAGUUGGCUUAUAUACCAUACGAUCCAAAUCAAGUGCUCGGUGUAAGCGGUAGUUACAUGAGCAAUUCGCAAUUAGUGCAGAGACCCGGUCCAAAUGUGCAAGCAUCCAACAGUUAUUAUAGUGCUACAUCCGCCGAUGUAUUUCCUGGAUCACAAACAGGCUUCUAUCAAUCCGGUGGUGCUACUCAACAAACUGGAACUCACUAUGGUCUUCAAGGAUUUGGCCAGCAUAGCCAAAGUCUGGCAACAGGUAGUGCAACCCCUGUUGGUCUACAAAAUUAUGGCCCCAGCUUUCUAUCCAGUUCAGGAUUGCAAAUAGCUGCAGCAGCUCAACAAUUUCGCAAUCCUACUGGUGGUCUGCCAGGACCAGGAAAUGCAGCACCUACGUUUCUUAGUAAGCACCAACCGCAGGAGCAGCCUAGACAAUUAAAGAGCCCAUCAGGAAAUCAACAGGAUGUGCUUGCAUCAGUUUUUAGCUCAACUCCUCAAAUACCAUCGCCUAAAUCAAGAAAUUGCAAACAGCAAUCUUCAUCACAACAACCACAGCCGAGUCCUACACAACAUCACAAAUAUCAACAAUAUCAGGGCGUUAGUCAGUCUGCUCUGGUAAGCAGCUACAAUAACUACGUUUUACAACAGAAUGUACGUGGAAUGGGUAUGCCGCCUCGUGCUGGUAUCCAACCAUCGCAACAGCGUUAUCCACCACCGAUACAACGUCCCGUAGUACCGUUUACAGGUCCAAACCCAAAUAAUCCCACGCAACAACAGCCUGCUUGUAUGCCAACACAGCAGCAGCAACAAGCGCAAAUUAAUCGUCACAGACCAAAUUUACACCAGCAACAACAACAGCAACGUAACAUGAAGAUGCAGCAACAAUAUUAUUCAUCACAAGGGAACGUUAAAAUGGAUUCCAAUGACAAAUCUGACAACCAUAAUGACAAGAUGAAUGAUGGUCCGUCUGGAACGCAAUCUGGGAGCAACAAGCCCAAUGUGAACCAACAAGAUAGUGAUAACAAUAAGGAAGAAGUGAAUCAACAAAACGAGUGAACGUGAAUAUUCGUGAGGGUGAACUUGUUCUUCCAUUUUGUGGAAAACAUCUUUCUUUGAUUAAACCUUUGAUAUAAUCUCGUCGAAAAAUAAGGGCAAAGACUAACGUGCUUUUCCACUUCUCGAGGAAAAAGCACGCCAGUGUCACAAUGGAAUUCGUUUCUCUACGAAAUCACGUGCUUAUAUAAUCGACUAGUUAAAUAGAUUGAUUAAAAAUCUGAGUUUUCUGCUGUAUUGAAAGAAAGAACUUGUAGAAAGGUAACAUUAUCUCUACGCACCUUUCCUGUUCUUUAGUUCUAACAGCAUAAACUUACCGUCUUUUGUGCAGUCAAAAAGACGUUUAUUAAGCAUUUCCAUUAUUAAAUAAUAUCGAACAUACAUAAACAUAUUUAAGAAUGGCGACAAGUUAAUCAGCGCUGAUUGAUACUGUUACAAAAAGCUUGAAAAAGUGACACAUUCAAAUUGUCGUGUAAUGUUUGAAUACUUGACUCAAAAUAUGUGCCGUCGUCGAGUGAAAUGUUAAUUGAUUACAAAUGCGAGUCAUAUAAAAAAAUGUUCUGUAUCGUUAAGGAGUCACGUUCGUGAGGUUGUAUCUAUGGGAAGUGAGAUAAAAAAAAAUCUACACGGACUCUAUAUGUAUACAUUCAUAUAUAUGUAUAUCUCUCUGUACCCAGAUCAGGAUCAGCCUGCGGUAAACGAUACUGUAUGCCCUAGGACGCACGAUGCACGUUUUCUUGAUCACGUCAGGAGAAGAAGAAAGUGCAAGAGUAACCACGAAAUGUUACAAUUCUUGCAAUUUCGUACAUGUAGCAUGUUCGAAAGGACUGAAACAAGCGGCGACGUAAAGUCCUCCGUUUAUCCGAACAAUAAGAAGCGGAAUCACUUACCGAUUAGGAUGAUAUCCACGAGUCUGAUAUAAGCACGACUAUGUCGCCCGUAUAUAUUGCGACAAGGAAAAGCUCCAUGUAUAUUGGUCGUUUUGUCGAUGACGCGAGGUCAUGGUGAGGUUUGCGCGACGGAAAUAGGAAACUGUUGUUUAUAGGUAUCGCGCGAAUUAUCAUGAUCUAACUUCAUUCGCGACGAGUUUCAAUCAUUAGGUAUAUAAGAUAUUGCUUGUGAAGCGUGAAAAGCCAUACGGAUUAUAUCGAGUCUUUUCACGCUUAGAAAGAUUAUGUUGGAUCAACCGAACCGCAAUCUAAACUACUACUAUCGCAACGUACGAAAAGGAUUGUAUAUUCUCUGCUUUCGUUGCAGUUAAAGCUUUGUUAUAAAGAUAAAGCCCAUGAAAAUAAAUAGUAGUAUUCACAAGAGUCCACCGUUGCCAGAUUUAUUUAGCAAAAAUAAAUGUGGCCAUGCCCAUUACGCCUCGAUUUUACGAAAGAAGUAUAGGCGCUGUUGAGAUAAGAUGUAACUUUCAACAAAAAGAAAAAAACACGAUAUAUACUGCCAGUCGUACUGACGACCACUAUCUUUGAACUCUGAGAAUUUUUCAUGUCAUACUCGUGAUGUCUGUGUGAAUAGUGAAGAAAAACGUGUAUUAGAAGAAGAGACAUUCUUAAUACGUAGGCUUGUUAAAAAAAUUUAACACUUCAAUGAAUUUAGAGAAUAUCGAUUAGAAAGAGGAUAAAGAUUGCGAUUAUUCCCUUUCACCCCGAAAACUUUUUCUCUGACGCAUUGAGAACUUGAGGAAAGUUAUUAAGAAAAGAGUAUAAUGUAAAUCGACAUAAUGAUGAUGUCACGAACUGCUUGAAAUAGACGUGAGGCUACAAUUUCUUUCGCGUUACAAAGAAUUGAAUCCUUGGUCAAGUAGCGCGGGCAAUGUAUACAAUAUUAAAAAAAAAAAAAGAUACUGUUGAAGUCUCAAAAAAAAACCAGUAGUAAAUGCUUUUCUCUUAUGUUAUUGCUUAAUUCUUCAGUAAUCGUAUGACACGCUAUUGCGUAAUGUGUCUAUUGAUUUUGUCGCCAAUGUGACAUUCAUACGUAAUACAUUGAAAUUUUGCCGGUACAAACUUUUAAUGUAUUUGUAUACUUGAAAAGCGCAAUUGUAUAUCAACGUUACGAUAGAGCAACUGAUUAGACUGUACGAGUACUGAAGAAUCGAGUUCUAUCGUAAGCAUCAUUAUCACGAUGGCUAUUACUACUCCGAUCAUUAGUAACAUCAGCAGCAGGAUCAUUAUUGUCAGCAGCAUUGUAACAGUAGUGUAGGAGUAGAAGUAGCAGUGGUAAUAGUUGGUGUUUGCAGUAAGCGUUAUUAUAUUAAUGAUAGUUUUAAUAAUAGCCAUAAUAAUAAUUGCAAUAAUAGUAACAGGAGUAGUAACAUCAGCAGCAGUAAUAGUACUAUAGUGAUGAUUGUCUCGUUUUCCUUAUUCUUUUUAAUUUUGAUAGAAUUUUUAUGAUUUUUAUCCUUUUAUCAGCAUUUGCUUAAUUUUCUUACUAUCUAGUACAUUAUUGUAAAGAACUGAUUUUGUUACUGUAACUAUUACUAUUGCUAUUGCAAUUUGCCGCUAUUAUGUCUAUUAUCAUUGUUUCAAAUCGUAUUAUUAUUUGUACUAUUAUCGUUACUAUCAUUAUCUUUUCUUACUAUUAUUACUAUUAUGCUACUAUUGCCGUACUACUGAUUAAUAUAUUUGUUAUUAUUAUUAUUAUAGCUAUUAUUGUUAUCAUUUAUCACUAUUACUAUUGCUCUUGUUAGUACUAUCACUAUUUUAUAACUACUUAUUAUUACGAUUGCGAUUAUUACUGUACAUUAUUAUUAUUAUCAUCAUCACCUGCUACUACUACUACUGCUGCUGCAAUUACUACUAUUACUGUUAGUACAACUGCUAUUUUUAUUAUUAUUUUACGUUAUUAUUUUAAUUAUUAUUGCACGUGUACACUCGGUGGAUAAUGAAGGUGAAGAAUAAGCUAAAAAGAGUAAGUAAAUUAAAGAAGUACGUUCAGUUGUAUGGGUAUGUCUCAUAAGAUAUUUUCUCGAUGAAUUUUAUUAAAAAUAUUAAAAUUUGUUUAACGAUUUAUUGUAGCUUAAAUGCGAAAUGGAUUUUGUUUAUAUCACACAUAGAUUCGAGCUGGUCUGUCGUAUUACAACAAUUGAUUAGUCGUUUUACAACGAUACUAAAAAGUACUUUUAACGGUUUUUACUAUACAUAGGACCAUAUAUUUUAAUGUAUAAGAAUGCGAGAUAUUAUUUAUGUAGAGUGUCGUUUUUGUCGAAUUUAUUGUAUCUUUUUCCCGCUUUUUAGCAGGUGAAAAAGUCAACAAAUGAUCUUCGUAUAUAAUUGUUACUAUCGAUGGCAAUAUAUGAAUUGUUGAUAUUUUAUUGUAAAGAUUUUUCGCGAAUAAUUUUUUUGUACGUUUUCUGAUAUUUAACGUUUUAAGUAUUAACGAAUUGAAAGUAAUACGACAGACCCGUUUACCCAUCGCAGGGCGCCUGUAAUUAUUAUCUGUAGUUAGAAAUAUGACAAACAUUACUUAUACACCAACGUGCUAAAACGUGAAAAUAAAAUAGUAAACGGCAAUUUGCUACUAUUAA
Solenopsis invicta (red fire ant) is the source of this 12026-nucleotide messenger RNA. It is a transcript of the gene nocte, whose product is annotated as protein PRRC2C. The transcript has 20 exons. NCBI's taxonomy places the organism in Eukaryota, Metazoa, Arthropoda, Insecta, Hymenoptera, Formicidae. The coding region runs from base 515 to 8497 and encodes 2660 amino acids. The record is from RefSeq and is a predicted model, not a curated record. Gene Ontology annotation, biological process: cell differentiation.